This is a messenger RNA of Effrenium voratum, 1011 nucleotides long. The record is from the annotation of a GenBank genome assembly. Lineage: Eukaryota; Dinophyceae; Suessiales; Symbiodiniaceae.
AUGCCAGACAUUUGCGAGCGCUUCGAGCAGUGGGAAGAGUGGGAUGCAAGGGCCUUGGAGAUGGGGGGGUCGGCGCGCAUUGGCGUCCACGCCGCUGUGGAAACAUGCCGUGGCCGGCAGCUGCGCCGGCGUCAUGGAGCACAUCGGCAUGUACCCGCUGGACACGGUGAAGACCCACAUGCAGGCCUUGCGGCCUGGCGGUCGCCUGACCUUGUCUGGCGUGGUGCAAGGCAUUGCGGAGGAGAGCGGCGGCCGCGGCUUUAUGCGCGGGGCUUCCUCCAUCGUUAUAGGUGGGACCGGGGCCGGGAGCCGGGGGAUGAUUUUGCAAGUUGGGAGUUUGACACGUGUGGCUUGGAGGGUCGGGUGAUCAGCGACGAGACCGCCCACGAGCCAGCGCGAGCAGCGCUGUGUGGUGCCAGUGCGACGCUCUGUCACGAUGCCAUUCUGACGCCUAUGGAUGUGGUGAAGCAGCGGAUGCAGCUGGGCGUGUACCGAAAUGUAGGCGAAUGCCUCCGCACGAUCCUUCGGCACGAGGGCCUGUGGGGCUUCUACCGCUCUAUGCCCACCACGUUGGCGAUGAACGUGCCUUUUGGUAGCAUUUUGGUGGCCUCCAAUGAGUCCAUGAAGCAAUCCCUCGGCAUCAGGGUCACGAGGCAAGACAGCUCGAGAUUAUUACCAUGGUACUUCCUCUCGGCGGGCCUCAGUGGCGCCAUUGCCUCCGCUGCGACGCAGCCCCUGGAUGUGGUGAAGACUAGGCUACAGACGCAGGACUGUCUGGUCAGCAGCGCGUCCUCAUCCAGGACGGAUGGCAGCUCUUGCAGGGAAGCCGCGGCCGAGACUCUAGAAGCGAGCGCAAAGCGCACGCCAAAGUACACGGGCUUCCUGGCCGCUGUGAGGACCAUAGUCCGGGAGGAGGGCUGGCACGGCACUCAGCGCUUGCGGUCCGUGGGAAAGCCCAUGGGUUGUACGGACAGAACAUGCCGCAGGACAAAUGCCAGCGCCAUUCUGUAA